Rotaria socialis is the source of this 294-nucleotide messenger RNA. NCBI's taxonomy places the organism in Eukaryota, Metazoa, Rotifera, Eurotatoria, Philodinida, Philodinidae. The record is from the annotation of a GenBank genome assembly.
AUGCAAGAGGAAAUCGAAUCGAACAAUACGUUUCUAUUACCAAUUGACAGUCAAGAUCACUUCGAUUUAUUUGUUGAAAUAACUUCAACGCCGAAAACAAAAUUCAUUCAACCAACUGCAUCAACGCCGAUAAAAAAAGCAUGUUCAUCAUCAUCAUCUCAUAGUAAUAAUAAUAAUAAGCAUCAUAAUAUGAACAAUAAUACUCGUACGUCUAUAAGACCUCGGCUGACUUUGAAGCGCACUUAUUGUAAGAGCGCCAUUUUUUUCCGACAAUUAAAACGAACAUUUUUAUAA